AUGUGUAUUUCCUUGGUUUUUAUAAGCUCCUGCCUCUUCCUUAAUCCAAUUAUUAUUCCUUUUCGGCUUCUUAAGUCUGAUUCAGUCGUCACGACUCCUGGGGUCGUUUCUUCCGGUGUCACUUUGGCUACAGCAGCUGUAUCAGCUGUCACUCAGCUCGUCUCAUCGGCACUCACCUCCUCAAUAGAAAUCGAAAGGGAUCCGGCCAAACUCUGCUACUACUCUGGACUUUUUUACUGCUCUCGAUGUCUUUGGAAAGACAAACGUACCAUUCCCAGUCAUGUGUUCCUGCUCAACAGCCGAGAGCCAAAACCAGUAAGCCCUUUAUUAUUCAGACAAUCCUAG
Messenger RNA from Protopolystoma xenopodis, 345 nucleotides. NCBI's taxonomy places the organism in Eukaryota, Metazoa, Platyhelminthes, Monogenea, Polystomatidea, Polystomatidae. The record is from the annotation of a GenBank genome assembly.